Molecule: messenger RNA, 1473 nt
Organism: Puccinia triticina
Lineage: Eukaryota; Fungi; Basidiomycota; Pucciniomycetes; Pucciniales; Pucciniaceae
Exons: 7
Coding region: 1-1473 (490 amino acids)
Biological process (GO): lipid metabolic process
Source: RefSeq, a predicted model, not a curated record
AUGGCAACGCUUCUCGGCUCAUUCACUCAGUCGCAACUCUUCAACUUCGCCUGCGUUCCUCUGCUCCUUCUACAAUGCUCCCUGCUCCAUCCCGCAUACGAGGCAGAUCCAUCAGCUCGAGUGAUACGUUCGGUACUAUUGCCGGUCAUCAUAGGCUUGGCAAUAUCUACACAAUCACGAAAAUUGUUCUUACCGUUGGAGGAAUAUCUCCAUGUCAAUUACGGCCUAGUUGCCGUGCCUACAUUCCAUAUCUGCUGUUUGGCCGUCCAAUUCGCCUUCCAUCGUGGGCCAGCCUUAAAAGCAUCCGUGGCGGAGUCCGAAAAACGUGAGACGGUCCCCAAGGAGGUCCAGGCUGACCCGGCAACAAUCCACAAGACCACCGAAGGGUCCCUCGAGCAUCGGCAUACCGGCAACACGGGGCGCCGUCAACUAAAUCCUUAUGUGAAUCUCAAUCAGACACAGACCACCAAGCUCAAGGAUGAUCCUCACUCGGAUAAUUCGCCAACUGUCGCGGAAUUGAUCAAGUUUUCAGUCGGCAUAGUUGCUAGUCCCCGAGGUUUAGCAUACACUUGGGCGCCGCCAGCUCGAUGCUUAUCACGGGCUUCAAGGAAGCCAAUCGGACAAUUUAUCCGAGAGCAGCUCGUCGAUAGCGCGAAGAAGCAUACGAUGUUCCUGGUCACGUGUGCAUAUCUGCUCCCUGCGAUAAACCAUCCAGAGGGCCCGUCGGGAUGGAUUUCGGAGACGUUCGGGCUCCAAAGAUCCCGCGCGUUAGAGGUCGUCGUCAACCAACUCACCGCCGCCAUCUUCACCUUCUCGGCUAUCUGCGCUUUCAAUAUCCUCGGCGCGGUUCUCAACGGUGCCGAGCUACUUUUCAUCACAAUCGCUCGCGUGAUUCUCCCUGAAGAUCUACGCCCCGAGCCCUUCGAUACUUCCCUCUAUCCUCCGCUCUUCAACAGACUUGGAUCUCGAGAUAAUCUUUCCGAGUUUUGGGGACAAGGAUGGCAGUGUGUCUUUAGACGAGAUUUCGUGUCCUGCGGUGGCCUGCCGAUGGCUAAACUGGGCCGCUUGUUCUUCGGCCCUGGCUCAGAACCACUAUUCAUGCUCAUGGGCUCCAUGCUCUUGAGUGGAAUAUUUCAUGAGUGGGGGAUCUUCACAAUCACUAAGCCGGACUUAGGCUUCAGCACAACAAAGUUCUUCGUCAUCCAAGGCGUGGGGAUCGUGCUCGAGCGGACGCUGAACGUGCGGAAGGUGUUAGGUGGCCGGACAAUGCGCCCGUUGCGAUACGUUCUCACUUAUUUUUGGCUGUCGUAUUGGAGCGUAGAUAUGUUUGGAAUCUUAUACGACCGCGGCUUGGGACGCUCGGGGAUUAUAGAUCCCGAUUUCAGAAAGUGGUACUGGUUCCAGUACUUUUUACCUUUUGGACCCUUCUUGCCCAGAGGAUUACUCAACUGGAUGAAAGUUCAUGACGGCUGA